Molecule: messenger RNA, 795 nt
Organism: Clonostachys solani
Lineage: Eukaryota; Fungi; Ascomycota; Sordariomycetes; Hypocreales; Bionectriaceae
Source: the annotation of a GenBank genome assembly
AUGGGAGGUGGCAGAUACCCUCGUCGCACCAAACUCCCGAGCACCCGUCCAAGUCCGAGCCAAAUUGAUCCACCCGCCCCCGAGCAGGCCAUUGAGCAGUCUUGCAACAUAGCCACGGCUGAUGCUGGGAUGGGGACGUUUCCAGCGCUCCAGCAACGAGAGUCGUCCCAAUACUUCCCCAUCCCCUCCCAGCCAAACCCUUCCACUCAAGCCUCCGUCUGGCAGCCGACUUCCGUGUACGCGAGAGCCGACGAGUAUGGAUCGCAGACCAUAGUUGUGAAUACUUCCAUCGCCCCCCGGGACCUCGUCAAUGUUCCCGCGAACCCGUACCCCGUCCCCGUCCCCCUCAACGACCCACCAGUCACACCCGUCUCCUCUCCAGCCCAAGCCUCGAGCUCAGCCUCGGCAGAGUCAUCAAGUGCGAGUUCAUCAAGCGCCGGCUCAUCAACCGCCAGUCCGCCGCCCAGAUACUCCUGCCGCAGAGGAUGCGACAAGUCGUUCACGAGCCCCAAGGACGUCUCGAGGCACUACAAGUCGCGGGUGCACACCCCGCCAAAGCACCUCCAGCACUUCGUCUGCCGCUGCGGGUACGCGACCCCCCGCAAGGACCACCACCGCCGGCACCUCGACAAGACCUCGUGCAUGUUCAGCCUGAAGUACUUCAGCUGCGUGUGCACCCAUCCUCCUCUGCACCCCGACCGCGCGGGUCAUCUCGAGCACAUCAACGGCUGCAAGGCGGGGCGGGGCCAGCAGGGGCGCCCGCCAAGAAUGAUGCCCCGCCGAUCUCUCGAUUGA